This is a messenger RNA of Mesorhabditis belari, 252 nucleotides long. Lineage: Eukaryota; Metazoa; Nematoda; Chromadorea; Rhabditida; Rhabditidae. The record is from the annotation of a GenBank genome assembly.
AUGCUCCGAUAUCACCCGGAUCACGAUCAACUUCUCCUUUCUGAAGUGAAACUAACAAAAACAGAGGAUGAAGAUGAAGUGACAGAGCAAUUGCCGGAUGGGGAACUCGAUCGAAUCAUCGAACACGAGGACACCGUUUGCGCCGUGCAAUGGUCGACUGCGGAACCGUGGACCUACGCCUCGCUGAGGUUUCGAUGGAAGAGUGGUGGUGAGCCGAGUGAGUGGCAACACAAAUACACCCUCAUGCAACUA